Molecule: messenger RNA, 1437 nt
Organism: Neohortaea acidophila
Lineage: Eukaryota; Fungi; Ascomycota; Dothideomycetes; Mycosphaerellales; Teratosphaeriaceae
Exons: 1
Coding region: 1-1437 (478 amino acids)
Molecular function (GO): S-adenosylmethionine-dependent methyltransferase activity
Source: RefSeq, a predicted model, not a curated record
AUGAAAGCUGUGUGCAAGGCGGAGGCGGAGGAUGAUGUCGAUGAUGAUGUGCUCGACAGCUUCACGAACACUGUCAACGCAGUGCCAAAGACUCCAGAACAGAAAAUUGCAGCAACUCUGGAGCACGUCUCACCAAAGAAGACCGUGAGGUGGGCAGACGAGAAGCCUUCGGCGUUGGAAGAACCGGCAGUUGCGGCUGAGGAGAAGCGACGAAUCUCGCCCAUUCAUGAUGGGACAUUUUGGGAGGGCUGGCGGCAUACAAAGCGAUCACAACGAGCUCGAGACGUUUUCCUACACCGCCAAGCGAGAGCAGAGGCAGAGCAUGUCAAACGGAUCAGCAGUCAGAAGCAACACCUGGACCAGCUGCAAGGCAGAUAUCAGAUUACCUGCACAGACCGGCCGGCACCUUCCAGACCAAUAUCAGAUCUCCUCGCCAAACCGGACGAAGACGACAAAGCGGAUGUCAUUGGUCGAGCUGAGCGGGAGAGACAAGCACUGGAGCAGAUGCAAUCGUCUUCAUGGCACCUGGCCGCCCAUAGGGAGAUCGCGGGAGGCAAGCUUCUGACCAGCCCGAUUGUGCAAAGCUUUAAAGGCCGGACAGACGUGCGCAUUCUGGACGUUGACGGCCAGGUGCAUUGCGGCUGGGCGUGGAGCGUAGCUUUGGAACACCCCGACGCCGCAGUUUACACGACCGUUUCCUCGGAUGCGGAAGCUCAUGUUGCGCAGUCGACGCUCGACGGCCCAGCAAACCACUGCGUCGUCGCGGCUCCAAAGCCGUGGGAGCUUCCGUUCGCCGACAAUCACUUCGACAUCAUCUCCGCCCGCAACCUCUACGCCAAUCUAAAGACCGUCUAUCCACAGAGCCACGCAGCAGACGAAUGGGACCUCACACUACAAGAGUGUCUACGCUGCUUGAAGCCCGGAGGCUACCUGGAGUUCAACCUACUCGACGCCGAGCUCGCCCAUCCCGAACCCGCAUGUCAAGCCCUAGGCGUAGAAUUCGCCUUCAGUCUCAAAACGCGCGGCUACGACCCCUGCUCAGGCCGCACUUUCCUUCCUCGCCUCAAGCGCGCCGGCUUCGAAAGCAUCAAGCGCGCCUGGAUGAUCCUGCCCGUCGCCGACGUCAUCCCCCGCUGGCAGGACCUAGGCAAGUCGUGCGAGAGCGCAGACGCCAUCGCAACGGAGAAGAUCAUCGGCCCGAACGGCGAGGUGAGCGUGUAUGCGCCUGCUGUCGUGGGGAGUACGAGGGAUGUGCGGGCCAUGACGGGCCUGGUGGGGGCGAGGAUGUGGGAGCAGUGGAUUUUGAAGCUGCAUUGUGAGAUGGGGCGGGAGGAGGCGAGGGGGUUGGAGGGGGUUGCGAAGGCUUUGGAGGAGUGUGGGAAGGGGAAUGCGGGGUGGAGGUGUUUGGUUGGGUGGGCGAGGAAGGCUGCGGUGUAG